Molecule: messenger RNA, 747 nt
Organism: Branchiostoma belcheri (Belcher's lancelet)
Lineage: Eukaryota; Metazoa; Chordata; Leptocardii; Amphioxiformes; Branchiostomatidae
Product: angiopoietin-2-like
Exons: 5
Coding region: 1-747 (248 amino acids)
Source: RefSeq, a predicted model, not a curated record
AUGGGCCUGCUGGACCACCUGGUGAAAGAGGGCCCCCUGGACCUUCUGGACAGCUGUCCAUUCCUUGCAGCCCCGAUUACACGGCCUGCAGACUGUGCUGCAGUUAAAGCCGCCGGACACACGACCAGUGGAGUCUACACACUUGGCUCACCUCUGUCCGGUGUAAAGGUCUACUGUGACAUGGAUACAGCAGGAGGUGGGUGGACCGUGUUCCAGCGCAGAAUGGACGGUUCGGUUCCCUUCAGCCGGACCUGGGUGGAGUACAAACGCGGGUUUGGGAACAAGAACGGGGAGUACUGGCUUGGGAACGACAACAUCCACCUCCUGACUAACCACAAGGCACAGCGGCUCCGAGUGGACAUGAUGGAUUGGGAGAUGAAGACAGCCUUCGCGGAAUACGACACAUUUAGGGUGUCCAAUGAGUCGGACCAGUACCGGCUGAGCGUUUCCGGGUAUUCAGGCGACGCGCAUGACUGCAUGGCUAACAAAAGCAGCGAGUAUAGCAGCAACAACGGGAUGAAGUUCUCCACUAAGGACAGGGACAACGAUAUCUGUAUCGGCCACUGUUCUCAGUUUCACGGGCACGGUGGCUGGUGGUAUAGGUUCUGUAGCACCUCCUUUCUCAACAGCCGCUACCUGGGCAACUGUGGGUACUCCUGUGAAGAGUGGAAAGGUGUGGUGUGGGAGCUCUGGAGAAACAAUACUUACUCCCUCAAGUCUGUGUCUAUGAAAAUCAGGCCACGAUAG